AUGUUAACUAUUAUAAAAGAUUCGCUUUUCUGUCAACAGAAAGUGGGAAGUGAAAGAGUGUCGAUAAUGUUCAUUGCAAUGUUGGUAGUGAUGGUAAUGGGGGAUAUUGUGGUUCAGACACAAGAAAAAACACAAUCAAUUAAAUUUUCGGAAUUUGUUUUCCAGGUUGUGUUAAGGGUUGUGCCACUGAGAAGUUUCCAAAAUUGCUUUUGUGUCCAGUCACUUGUCUUGCUGCUUGUCUUCUUCUUUUUUUUUUUUUUUGUUCAAAACUGCUUGUCUUCUUCCUCCAUUGAUUUUGAUUGCAAGCUUGGUUGUGCUACUCAUCAUUGUAUUUCUCUUUCAUCUCUUAGAAAUCCGAAUGCAGAGAAGAUUGUGGACUGUGUGGAUUCAUGCUCAGACAAAUGCUCCAACAAAAACUAAAAGCAAUAAUAGUUAUUCUUGUCAAGAUAAAAAAAAUCAAUGCUUAAAUAUCAAAAGAGAUGAACUAGUAUAUUAAUAUAGUUUGUAUCACUACAAUAUGCAAUUCAAAUAAAUAUCUAUUUCAUGAUUGAAUUAUUUGUGUUACAAGCAAAUCAAUAGAUGAAACUGUCGACCCAAGAAAAUCAAAAUGAUAAAAGGAGAAGUUGUUUAAUAGUAUUGUGAGGAUCUUAUAUCAUUGUAAUAUAUCAUGCAUAACAAGUCUGCUUCAUUCCCUACACCAUCGUAAGGAAUAGAACAAUCUCGACAAGAUAACAAUACUAUCAUGACACGUUCACACCGCUACCAGUUUCUCUAUAAUUUACCUUAAAUUCUUAACAAAAAAAAAUUCUUAACAAAUAUUAUUUGCAUAAAGCACAAACUCAUUGGGUUUAGGAGCCAGUCUGAGUAUAGAUGGCACAAUUAUAAGUUAGUUGGCUCUUAUGUCUUUCUCUUUCCAUUUCCCUGCAAGUUCUAUUGCAACAUCAAACAGUUUUUCUUUUGACGAGUCUUUGAUCGUGUCGAUAAGUAGGAAACUAAUCUCUAGGUUAUCUUUUUUUCUCCCAUUCUUCUAAGCUCCCUCAUGGCAUGAA
This is a messenger RNA of Brassica napus (rape), 1049 nucleotides long. RefSeq names its product thionin-like protein 2. Lineage: Eukaryota; Viridiplantae; Streptophyta; Magnoliopsida; Brassicales; Brassicaceae. The record is from RefSeq and is a predicted model, not a curated record. The coding region runs from base 1 to 420 and encodes 139 amino acids. The transcript has 4 exons.